Molecule: messenger RNA, 2460 nt
Organism: Mustela erminea (ermine)
Lineage: Eukaryota; Metazoa; Chordata; Mammalia; Carnivora; Mustelidae
Gene: ANKDD1B
Product: ankyrin repeat and death domain containing 1B
Exons: 15
Coding region: 331-1998 (555 amino acids)
Biological process (GO): signal transduction; RNA processing
Molecular function (GO): RNA binding; RNA nuclease activity; protein binding
Source: RefSeq, a predicted model, not a curated record
UGAGAGUCUUACUUAAUUCAAAAGAAAAUUCUGGAAGCCCAUUCAGAAAUGAUUUAACACUGAAGUUCUCAUAGUGUGGUUCUAAAUCCAGCCUGGACAUUUCUCAAGUUGUAGAAAGAACUAAAGUGUGAGCUGGGCGUUCUCUCCGGAGCGCUUUCCUUCAGGUAACCUAAUCCCAGGACGUGCGCAGGCCACACCCGCAGGUGGGCCAUUCCACGCGGCAGAGCUGCGCCGGGCGGGAGAACCCAGGGGAGCUGCCGAGACACCGCGGGGGGUAAAAGCAGCGGCCAGACGGUGCCUGCCGGCGCUCCGCGGGCGACGACGGCUCACAUGGACGCCGGCCAGAGCAUCCUGGGUCACCGGGCGGCCGCCAGGGAGCUGCUGCAAGGGGCGGCCGCGGCCGUGAAGGGCCUCGGGGAAGAUCUGAGGGGUGCAGCGAGCCGGCCCUGGAUCCCGAAGCGGGAGGCGCCUCGAGAGGCUGCGGCGGCUGCGGGACACGAGAUCUUACUGCCAAACGAGAGAAACUUUCAGAAUGCUGCAAAAAGCAAUAAUUUGGAUCUUAUGGAGAAGCUGUUUGAAAAGAAGGUUAACAUUAAUGCUGUGAACAAUAUGAACCGCACAGCCUUGCAUUUUGCAGUGGGGGCAAAUCAUAUAUCUGCGGUGGAUUUCUUGCUCAAUCAUAAGGCAAGAGUGGAUAUUGCUGAUAAGCAUGGCUUGACAGUACUUCACCUUGCAGCCUGGUCUGGAAGUCUCGAGAUCACGCUCAUGCUUAUUCGAUCUGGAGCAGACCAAAGGGCCAAGAAUGAGGAUGGAAUGAAUGCCCUCCACUUUGCAGCUCAGAGCAAUAAUGUACGCAUUGUGGAGUACCUCAUUCAAGAUCUGCACUUGAAGGACCUGGACGAGCCUGAUGAGAAAGGAAGAAAACCAUUUCUUUGGGCAGCUGAGAGGGGCCACACUGAAAUGAUAGAAAAACUUAUCUUCCUUAAUCUACAUACUUCAGAAAAGGACAAGGAGGGGAAUGCUGCCCUGCAUCUUGCAGCAAAGCAUGGUCACAGUCCUGUGGUCAGGGUGCUGCUAACCCAAUGGCAAGAAACAAAUGAGAUCAAUGAGAAUGGAGAAACACCAUUUUUCCUGGCUGUUAAAGGAGGUCAUGAAGAAUGCAGCAAAAUGCUUCUGGCAGCAGGAAGUGAUGUCAACAUUCCAAAUAAACACAACAUCACUGCUUUGGAGAUGGCAACCCAGAAUGGGCAUACAUCCCUUGUCAGGUGUCUUCUUGGGGAGAAUGUUGAUCUGCACCAGAACACGGAACUGAAGGACUCCCCUCUUCAUUUAGCUGUUAUCAACAACCAUAUCUCAGUUGUGAACAGCUUAAUAAGGGCACAGCACGACGUUGACACCUUAAAUCAGAGGCGGCAAACUCCCUUGCAUGUUGCUGCUGAUCUUGGCAAUGUGGAACUGGUGGAAACCUUGCUGAAGGCAAGAUGUGACCUGAAGAUUGUUGAUAAGCAAGGGAAGACUGCCCUGGCCGUGGCCUCCAGGAGCAACCACAGCCUUGUUGUGGAUAUGAUCAUUAAAGCAGAGAGAUACUAUGCCUGGAAAGAGCAGCAUGGUGAGAACAUCAGGGACCCAUCAACCAGAUUUACUUUGACAUUCAAGCAAGAUCACAGUUUAGAGACCAGACAUAUUCGCAGUCUUCUCUGGAAACUGGCUUACCAGCAGCUUAAGGCCAACGAGUGGCAGAGGCUGGCCCGUUCCUGGAACUUUACAGAUGACCAGAUCAGAGCCAUUGAGGAGCAGUGGACAGGGAAGGGAAGUUUCCGUGAACACGGCCACAGGGCUCUGCUCAUCUGGCUGCAUGGGACCCUGAUGACACAGGCCACUCCAGUCAAGCAUCUGUAUGAAGAGCUGAUACGCGCAGGCUUCCCAGAACUAGCUGAAAAGAUCCGUUGGCAAAAAAACGAAACAGACUCAAGGUCCAAGAAAUGUGCAGUUUCAUAGAUGCCUAAAGGAAUUGUAUUUAAUUGAUUUUCCACUCAGCAUUUUCCUUUAAAUUCAGUCCUCUAAUGCCAUAAAAUUCUAGCAGUAGUAUUGAUUUUCAGCUAUGACGAUGGUGGUGACAGGAAGCUCUACCAGAUGAAAAAAUGGUAGUAGUACUUGCCAACUACAGAAAUGAAAGGUCAGAAAUUUUUUUUUUAUUUUUACUUAAAGCAAAUUGUAUAUGAUUUUUGCCUUUCUGUCAUUUGAUGCAAUAUAUGUCUAGGUUUUGCACAUCUUUUUUUUUUUUUUUAAAUGUUGGUAGGAGCAGCAUCCCAGUAUAUGAAAAAUCCAAAAGAUUUAGAAUAGACAGACAUAUUUUUUUUCCUUUUUUCCCCUUUUUUUUGACAGACAUAGUUUUAAUCAUGGUUUGCCACUUAAAAAAUUUUUUUUUACAAAGACAGAAUGUAUUAUUAGCCCCAGGGG